Messenger RNA from Cuscuta campestris, 1444 nucleotides. NCBI's taxonomy places the organism in Eukaryota, Viridiplantae, Streptophyta, Magnoliopsida, Solanales, Convolvulaceae. The record is from the annotation of a GenBank genome assembly.
UACGUUGUGCAUUUUUGGAAUCUUGCAACGGAGCAUUCUGUUGCAAUCGAUACGUUACCAAUUUCUGUUGCAAUUAAUUUUUUUUCGUAACAAACAUUAGCAAUGGAGUUGCUGUUGCGCUUUUUCUGUGGCAAUUUUUUUGCAACGGAACAAAUGGUUGCAAACUUGUGAUGCAAAGUAUUGCAAGGGAACUACCGUUGCAAAAUGUGGCAACGAAAUGUUCGUUGCAAUGCUUCUGUUGCAGCAUUCCGAUGCAAUGCUCUGCAACGGAAAUUCUGUUGCAGGAGUGCGUUUGCAACAAGGGUUUUUGCAACGGCUAAAUUGCAACGGAAAAGCUAUUGCAACAAGCAUUAGCAACGGAAUUAUUGAAGAAAUGCAACGAAACGUGCCGUUGCAAUUACAUCAUAUUCUUGUAGUGGUAGUUUAUGGGUCCCGAGUGCCACGUCAUCAUCCAGUCAUCGCCACGUCAGCAGGUCCAGUCAUCAGUGGUCCCAUCGCCACGUCAACAAGUCCAGUCAUCGUGUGGGUCCCGUUGGUGAUUUUUGGAGAGAAGUUGGUUCUGACUAAUUUUGACAUCUUGAUUCCAUUUUUGAGAGUGGACUUCAUGUUGUGGCAAUACACGAUUCAAGACUAUUUGGUCCAGCAAGGUCUUGAAUUAGCAUUACAAGAUGAGAAGCCAAGUGAUAUGAAAGAAUCAGAGUGGAGUACAAUCAAGAAGAAGGCUGUCAGCACAAUUGGGUUGGCACUGUCCCCACAAAUUAAAGUGACAGUCCUGAAAGAGACAUCAUCAAAGAAGCUGUGGGAAACGUUGGAGAGCAAGUUUGCGUCGAAGACACUUACUAACCGGUUGAUGAUGAGGAUGGACUUGUACUCACUGAAGAUGGAAGAGGGAGGUAGCGUAACUGAUCACAUCAACAAGUUUAAUGAGCUAGUAUCAAGGCUGUUAAAUGCAGCGGAGACUAUCAAGGAUGGAGAGCAAGGGCUGCUUCUACUGGCUUCACUGCCAAAAUCCUUUAAGCCGUUUGUGCAGUCAAUGAUAGCAGGAAGGACUACACUGCGACUAGAUGAGGUGACGACUGCCUUGAAGGAGAGUCAAAGGAUGAUGGGAGGUGAAGAGUCUUCCGAGAACAGUCAUUUACUAGCUGCUGUGAGUGUUGAGAAAGGGAGAAAGAAGAAGAGUGACCAACUUGGGAGACGAUCUCAGCUGAGAGACAUGAGCACUGUUAGGUGCUAUUACUGUGAAAAGUUGGGUCACACAAAGAACUGUUGUCCAGAACUCAAGGAGGAUUUGCAGAUCCUAAAGGGAAGAAGGGCAAAUCAAAGGAAGCUUCUUCCGCAAAUGUGAUCACUUAUGAAGAUGAUCUCUUCUGAAGAUAAGAAAAUUAUAUAUUAAUAAUCUAUAUGUUAAGACAAAUCAAACAAGAUCACACAUGACUAUAUUUAG